GUCUUUCAGUUUGCAGUGAAAGAAUCACUUAUAACAAAACUGCCAACAAACGAAUUAAUGAAUCCAUCCCAGAAGAAGAAAAGGAAGCACAGUGUGUCCAAUAAUUCACCUACCCAGGUGUACAACUACCAGCCCUGUGACCACCCUGAGCAUCCCUGUGACAGCUCCUGCCCUUGCAUCAUGACCCAGAAUUUCUGUGAGAAGUUCUGCCAGUGCAACCCUGACUGUCAGAACCGCUUCCCAGGCUGCCGCUGUAAAACCCAGUGCAACACCAAGCAGUGCCCGUGCUACCUGGCCGUGCGGGAGUGCGACCCGGACCUCUGCCUGACCUGCGGGGCUUCGGAGCACUGGGACUGCAAGGUGGUCUCCUGCAAGAACUGCAGCAUCCAGAGAGGCCUCAAAAAGCAUUUGUUGCUGGCACCGUCGGAUGUCGCCGGCUGGGGGACUUUCAUCAAGGAGUCUGUGCAGAAGAACGAGUUCAUCUCCGAGUACUGUGGUGAGCUCAUUUCACAGGACGAGGCUGACCGGCGAGGGAAGGUCUAUGACAAGUACAUGUCCAGCUUCCUCUUCAACCUCAACAACGAUUUUGUUGUCGACGCUACCCGCAAGGGAAAUAAAAUCCGCUUUGCCAAUCACUCGGUGAACCCCAAUUGCUAUGCCAAAGUUGUGAUGGUGAACGGAGACCACCGGAUAGGGAUCUUUGCCAAGAGGGCCAUCCAGGCAGGAGAGGAGCUCUUCUUCGAUUACAGGUACAGCCAGGCAGACGCCCUGAAGUAUGUUGGCAUAGAGAGGGAGACAGACAUCAUCUAGGCUCUGUGCGGAGCAGUCCCCAGCACACCUUCUGCUGCACCUUGUAAGCAAUGCCAUGUUUGCUUCACGCUGACAUGACUGCGCUGUUCCCGUUGCUGUGUGCGUCACCAGUGCUACUUUCCAUC
Molecule: messenger RNA, 935 nt
Organism: Antrostomus carolinensis (chuck-will's-widow)
Lineage: Eukaryota; Metazoa; Chordata; Aves; Caprimulgiformes; Caprimulgidae
Product: histone-lysine N-methyltransferase EZH1
Exons: 9
Biological process (GO): heterochromatin formation
Cellular component (GO): ESC/E(Z) complex; nucleus
Molecular function (GO): histone H3K27 methyltransferase activity; protein binding; chromatin binding
Source: RefSeq, a predicted model, not a curated record